AUGGGAAAAUCAUUGGGUGAAUGUGGUUUGACUUCUUUAAGUGAUAGCACUGAUAGCAUGAUUGACAGAACAAAGGAUAUACAAGACGCGCUAGAUGCCCCAAUUCCUCAGAGCUGUAUAGACAGCCGCAGCCUCUUAAAUGCAGCUCAAAGGGAAGCAUUUACAUCUAUAAUGGAGCAUGUGAUAAAAGGAAAACCAGGAGCAUUUUUUGUAGAUGGUCCAGGUGGAACCGGUAAAACAUUCUUAUACAAUGCACUAUAUGCAGAGAUUCGCCUCAUGAAUAAGAUUGUUUUGCCGACAGCGACUUCUGGUAUAGCUGCAACAAACAUUCCUUCUGGUAGAACAGCGCACUCAAGAUUCAAAAUACCAGUAGACAGUGAUUGCUCACUAGCAUGCAGCGUUUCUAAGCAAAGUAGCCUAGCAGCAUUGAUAAAAGAAACAACCCUUAUAAUAUGGGAUGAAGCAUCAAUGGCAAACAAGCAAAAUUUGGAAUCUUUGGACUUAUUGUUACAGGAUAUAUGUGAUAAUAAUAUUGCAUUCGGUGGAAAAAGAUUCAGAUUGACUGAAAACUUAAGGGCCAGAGAAGACCCUGCAUUCAGUGAGUUUUUGCUUGCAUUAGGAAAUGGGGAAUUGCAAACUAUGGAAAGUGAUGUCAUUCAGUUACCUACACAGAUAGUGAAGACUUUUCAGCCUGAAGAAGAUCCAAUAUUAGAAUACCUAGAAUCAACUUUUCCAGAAUUGAGUUCAGGUAGUUUGGAUCCCAAAAUAUUUUCAAGGAGAGCUGUUCUAACUCCUAUAAAUGAUGAUGUCGAUUCUAUAAAUUCGUUCAUGAUUGAUAAGUUUCCAGGGGAAGCAAGGACAUAUACAAGCUAUGAUACUAUUUUGGAUGACACUGGCAACAUAUACCCUACGGAAUUUCUGAACAAACUGUGCCCAGGAGGAAUGAGUCCUCACAACCUUGUGUUGAAAAAGGAUUGCCCAUUAAUAUUACUCAGAAACUUGUUGCCUUCUUCUAGUCUGUGUAAUGGUACACGGCUCAUAUGUAAGAGGGAAUCCGGUUUUAAAGGAUCUACACCCAAGCUUAAGGUCAUUUUGUGUACAUUUUUGAACAAGUUUUGA
Chenopodium quinoa (quinoa) is the source of this 1119-nucleotide messenger RNA. RefSeq names its product ATP-dependent DNA helicase PIF2-like. Gene Ontology annotation, molecular function: DNA helicase activity. The transcript has 3 exons. Gene Ontology annotation, biological process: DNA repair; telomere maintenance. The record is from RefSeq and is a predicted model, not a curated record. NCBI's taxonomy places the organism in Eukaryota, Viridiplantae, Streptophyta, Magnoliopsida, Caryophyllales, Amaranthaceae. Bases 1 to 1119 code for a protein of 372 amino acids.